AUGGGCUCUUUGGAGAGCAGUUUCGAGCAAUUGAAGCUAGAAAAAAGUCUAGAUGAUGGGCUCGUAGACGUGACCGAUCAAUUGAAGAGGUUGACGAAUCAAUUAAAACCCCAGACUAUCGUUAAAGCACCGGAUUUCGAUCUUUUCGAAGGGACACAUUCAUUGGAAAUAAAUAACAAAAAACUAGAUUCGACUUUGUUACAAUUACCUACAGCUGAGCAAUUCUUCGACUGCAAUCUGGCUUAUGGUGAUAGUGAAGUCCAGAUGAAUGAGUUUGUCACUGGGAUUUCGGACCGUCUCUUAAGAAGCGUGAUGACAUGGCUCACGGAUUACCAAAGCUUACCAACCACCGUCUUGUGCUGUCGGUAUGUUGAAGUGUUGAUUAUGCAGUUCACAGAAGAUCCAAAACCCGAUUUAUCGUCGUGUCGCCUCAACACGGGUAAUGAGCUUUAUGACGAGGUUCUUGUCGGGUGUGUACUGGGACUUGCGUCCUUCAUAGGUUUUGUUCAGUCACUGUUCCGAGCCGGAGUGAUCUUUGAAGAGGAGGAUCUCAAUUGUAACACAAUGGGCCUCAAUAUGUUGAUGGGCGUUACCACGGAAACUGUACUACAAAAGCUAGAAAGGGGUCGUUUCAUUUUGACCCACAAAUUUCCACAAUCGGCUCAUCUGACGCGUAUUUUAGAAUUGGUGAUGCAUUUGGUCACUCUGGGCUCAAUGCUACCGGAUCAAGCAGAAAUAUCUGGCGAGUCUUGCGUUGAGACAUUGCAGAAGCUAAUUGGCUGCGCAACUGAGCUCCAGAUAUACGACACAACAUCUUUAUCAGUGCCCCCAGGGUGUUUCUCCGUUGGCAUCCAGAAAAGAUUAUCAAACCAAUUCCCCCCGAAAAGUAUCGCUGAGCUUCGUGGCGGUGAGUAUGAGGCAUACGAACGAAUGGCAAAAGAUAUAUGCGAGGUUUUCAAGUUGAACGAGGCUCAAAGUGUUUUCGAAAUUUAUCAGGCCGCAUACUAUUUUAACAAGGGAGCACAGCGUCACGUAAUUGCCCGUGCAUUGUUCCCUUUGCAUCUAAUGAGAGAUGACCAAACGGUUUUAGGGAAAAUGACUUUCUUGGAAUUUUCUGAACAACAUAUCCGAGCAUUUUCACUACAUGCUACAAGCUUAAGCCAUGCGUUACAGGACGCUGAAUUGUCGCCAUCUUUGAUAGAUAAGUUUGACGCUUUCAUGCAAGAAUCCUCAGCUGCACUUUUUGCAUGGUAUCAAAACAUGUCUCAAAAUUCAUGCAGGUACAGACAGGGAUUUAAUAGGCAGCUUUUGGUAUGGGACUCGCUUCAAGCGCAGGUUGAAACUUUCGAAAUGGAGCUAGAAUCGCUGGAAAUUAAAGACGAAAUUGCCGAAAAUCGCACGCUGUUGCCUCUGACGAGUUGGACAUUCUUUAUGAAACUUUCUGCGAUGUUAGAGUUUGUCCUCAAUGGGUUUGAACUGGAUAUUUAUAAACCUCGAGAAUAUUUCGCGAUGUACUGGUACGCAUACUAUCUUACGCAGCAUUCCGAAAGUUGUUUAGACCGCUUGCAUACCUUCAUCAGAAAUAAGAUAGCCUUCAUUCAAUCCAUGAACAAACGACUCAAGAAGCUGAAAGCUGGUGAGAAAAAAAACGCACUCAGAACUCAAUACCGCUGGUAUGUCGAAAACGAUUUGCCGCAGCUAAGUGCAAAUCAAAAAUCUGUCACUACUUUUGCUAUGAAGUGUCUAAUCGUCAAAAACCUUUGCCUCGCAGAAGUUUUCCAAUUCGCUACUUUAAAAUCGUAUGGGCUAAUUGAUUACGAUGAAAAAUCUAAUGACCAGUUCAGUUCGACGGAACUCAUUCACAAACUAAGAUUUAAGACGUUCUCCUCCAUCGGUGUACCCGAGCUUCCAAGUUACGAAAUGUUUUGCAGCUCCCUCAAUGAAUUCGUCGUCGAUGGCUCUUCUCGCGAGCUGACGAAAUCGUCUGAGUUUAUCGUGGAGGAGCUUUCAAGUGCGGCAAGUGCUAUCGAUACUCUUAUCGCUGCUAUUACAGAGGGUGACGAUAAAGCUGAUGCCCUUCUGACUGGAACAAGAGUUGUAAAAGAUGCUGCAAUAGACCAUUAUCAACGUCUGCGGAAAUCCGUGGACCAUCUGCGUGCCAACAGUCAAACCAUGCAUGAAAAGUUUGCCAAGGAGACUCUUCAAUCUGCAAGCCAAAAAUUUGCUAUUGAUGUGGAAAGACCUCCUGAAAGCUCGAAAUUGUUUCCCUUUCUAACCAUAAGAAGGAAAUCAGAUUGA
This is a messenger RNA of Lachancea mirantina, 2298 nucleotides long. The record is from the annotation of a GenBank genome assembly. Lineage: Eukaryota; Fungi; Ascomycota; Saccharomycetes; Saccharomycetales; Saccharomycetaceae.